AUGAAAUUAAUUACGCAGGAGCAGAUGGAUGCCAGUGGGCGCGCAACAGCGCUUGGUGGGCUAAAAGGAGCGCUACUUGGAUCGUCGCUCUCAGCAGCAGGUUUAUUCCUCGCAGGGCGCCGCUACCCAGUCAUCGCCGCCCAGCCACCCGUCCAAAAAGGCUGGCUGAUGCUCGUCGGCACGCUCCUUUGUGGCGCAACCAACGCCGAAUUUGCAUACGAAGACCACAUGCGGUCGCAGUGGAAGAACGAGGAUGUCGACAGCGUGGAGAUACUCGAGAAACACACCCAAGAGCGAGCACGCAGAGAGGCGUAUCUGUCCACCUCUGAGAGGAUUCUUCUCGCAGCCAAGGAAAACAGAUUCAAGUUUGUCGUGGGUAGCUGGUUCGGUAGCAUGAUCGGAUCGGGCGCGUAUAUCUGGGGGCGCAACCCCACGCAGACCUUCUCGCAGAAGUUGGUGCAGGCGAGAAUGGCAGCACAGGUUUCCACCCUCGCUGUCCUUAUCGCUACCGCUUCCCUCAGCCAGAUUCGCGUCAGAGGCGAGGAGCAGUUGUCGCAGCAGAAGAAGGCUGAUAGUGGCGGCGAUGAUUGGAAGUAUUUCGUCGCUGAGGAGGAGCACAGAGAGAAAGAGGAGGAGGAUGGCAAGCCGAGGAGACAGCCAGUUUCAGAGGAUUCAAAGAAGCCAGCGCCAGACACUCCCGCCCAUUCCAAAAAAUCAAAUUGA
Molecule: messenger RNA, 723 nt
Organism: Wallemia ichthyophaga EXF-994
Lineage: Eukaryota; Fungi; Basidiomycota; Wallemiomycetes; Wallemiales; Wallemiaceae
Product: Altered inheritance rate of mitochondria protein 38
Exons: 2
Coding region: 1-723 (240 amino acids)
Biological process (GO): mitochondrial respiratory chain complex IV assembly
Cellular component (GO): mitochondrial inner membrane
Source: RefSeq, a predicted model, not a curated record